This is a messenger RNA of Neodiprion virginianus, 2628 nucleotides long. RefSeq names its product synaptic vesicle glycoprotein 2B-like. Lineage: Eukaryota; Metazoa; Arthropoda; Insecta; Hymenoptera; Diprionidae. The record is from RefSeq and is a predicted model, not a curated record. Gene Ontology annotation, biological process: transmembrane transport. Gene Ontology annotation, cellular component: membrane. Gene Ontology annotation, molecular function: transmembrane transporter activity. Bases 940 to 2490 code for a protein of 516 amino acids. The transcript has 12 exons.
CAAGUUGUAGAAUUUUUCCUUUGCCAAAAGUCUGACAUUACAACCGAGACAUCCCGGUUUGCGAAAUUGGUUUUUACAACCUACUAACGGUUCACUACUAAUUUGAAUUUUAACGACGAUUUUGGCGAUUCUGCCGAAAACGGGCGAAGUUCAUAUAGCCGUGUUGAUCUUCAUACAGCAAAGGUCCCGGGAACAAACGAGGCGUUACGGGAUUAAUUAAAUCAGCAUUCCGUGUACGAAGCAGUCGCGCACUAAUUCAGUCCGGGAUAAAUGUUUUUCCUUAUCCGCGCCGCCGCGCCGGUCCGAAAAUGGGGAAUCGCAGUUAAAAAGCAGACGAAUUAAAGUAAACACGAGAUAAUACGAGUGUGCCAAAUGCAUGGAUGUAGAUGUGUUUGUACACCUGUUCGAUGGAAGCGAGUUGUUCAUCGGCGUGUUGUAUACCUAUUUAAAUUGACGGGAAAGCCGCGUGUGUCUCGGUUGCGUAUAUAAUGACGGUGACUAUACCGAUUCCGUUCACUUCAGGCGGGAUUCCGAAGGAGUGGAAUGUGUCACAAAUGUCAGGGUUCGCAAGUAAUCACUGCAUCUACAUUUCUCCUGCUUUUUCUAUAUUCCCCAGUAUCGGUAACGAUCGUCCGAAGGUGGUGGCGCACAAGUGUCAUCGUUGAAAUAUGAACAUCAAUGGUCAACGAUUCGGUGUUUCUGUCGCGCUCGAACGGCUCAGUGACAACCUUGACAGUGACGAAGAAUGCGACUGAAGGGCGCCAAACGAACGACCUUGUCUGCAGAUCGGUUCGAGACGAAACCUUGCACCUGAUCACCGAAUUCAAUCGUCGCCUCAAGAUCAUAGCUGCAAACGUUUUCUAUCAAAUUUAAAGACGAAUUAUACCGAAGUUGCAGGCGGAAUGCGAGGGACUGGAGAGGGCGGAUUUUGAAACCGCCAUGACCGCGACUGGAUAUGGAAAGUACAACUACCUGCUCAUGCUCGCCAUGUUCCUGCCGUCAUGGGGGAGCAUAUUCGACGUUUCCAACAUGUCGAUGAUCUUACCAUCGGCCGAGUGCGACCUUGGCUUGGCGCUAAUUCACAAAGGCGUUUUAAACGCCAUCACGUACGCCGGCACGAUAAGCACGGCGAUGGUUUGGGGCUUCGUCUCGGACGUCUACGGUAGAAAAAAGCUGCUGAUCUACGGCUACCUGGCUGACUCCCUCUGCAACGUAAUGAGUGGAGUAUUUUCGCAAAAUUUUUGGGUCCUGCUGGUCUUCAAGUUCGCCAGCGGCUGCAUCAUGAACGGCCCGUACGCAAUAUCGAUGUGUUAUUGCGCCGAAUUUCACGGUGAAAAACAUCGCUCGAGAGCUAUGCUAUUCCUCGGGCUGUUCUCCACCGUUGGAAACAUCGCCGUUCCACUUCUCGCAUGGAGCGUGAUACCGCAUACCUGGGAGAUAGUCUUGUUAGAUGGCCUCUUUGUCUACAACUCCUGGCGCCUCUUCCUGACCCUCUGCGGGCUUCCAACGCUGGUCGGCUUCAUGGCAAUAAUAUUCUUUCCCGAGUCGCCCAAGUUCCUAAUGUCGAGGGGUCAGAACGACGAGGCUCUUCUGGUAUUCAGAAAGAUGUACACCAUGAACACCGGCAAACCCCCGGAAACAUACCCAGUGAUCUCGCUUGAAAACGAGAAGAACAUUUACGGAUCGAGGAAGAGCAUGCAGCAAUCGAUGAGCUCGGAUUCACUGGAUGGAUGGCGAGGUGUUUUGAAGGGAUUUAGCGAGGGUCUGAAGCAGAUGAAGCCGCUUUUCCUGAUGCCGCAUUUGGUCAAGCUGUUGCUGGUAGUCAGCAUUCAAUUCGGAGGGAUGCUGGCGCUCAACACGAUACGCUUAUGGUUGCCACAGUUGUUCACGAUAAUAGAAAAUUUCGAUGACAUCGGUUACGACGACACCAAGGGACCACCGACGUUCUGCGAAAUGCUUGACAUAUCAAUGAUCGCAGAGGCGAACAAGACCAGCUUGAACUCGACAACCAUCGAUCCCCGACAUUGCGAAAACAUGGUCGUGGACGAGUCGGUUUACAUCAACAUCGUUGUAAUAUGCAUAGUAUCGACAGUGUUUUUCAUUUUCAUGAGCGCGGUGGUGAACAUCCUCGGACAGAAGAACAUACUACUUAUAUGCUACGGAGUAUCGAUGAUCUGCGCAGUGUCGCUUAACUGGUCGGCAAACACCAUGCUGACGUUGUUCCUCUCCUGCUUGUUCGUAGCAUUGACGAACAUCUCUGUGAACGCGCUGAUCGCGGUGACGGUCGAUCUGUUUCCGACAACGUUGAGAACAAUGUCCGUGAGCUUGAUCAUGAUGAUCGGUCGAUCCGGUUCCCUGAUAGGAAAUCUCUUAUUCUCAGUACUGCUACUGCACGGUUGCGUCGCCCCUUUAAUGUCGAUCGCCGGAUUACUGCUGGUGUGCGUCCUGCUGACCCUCUUCAUACCGAAACCGGCCGGAGGACUGAAAUAACGACUGAUAAAACAUUGUAUGAACCGUUGAUGAUGUUUCUCGAAGAAAGUGGCGCGGUGCUGUAGACACGGUCACGGAUCGCGAGAUGCCAUUUAUAAUCAUAAAACCAUAAUAAUAAACGAGUAUGCGCCAAACGAA